Messenger RNA from Chilo suppressalis (striped riceborer), 339 nucleotides. The record is from the annotation of a GenBank genome assembly. Lineage: Eukaryota; Metazoa; Arthropoda; Insecta; Lepidoptera; Crambidae.
AUGUAUAAGCAGGAGCUACUUCUGUUGCGAUAUAAUAAGGACGUGCAGUGUGUGAUUGACAAGAACAAAACACCUGUAUGCAAAACUGUGUCAAAUGCACGCCGCAAUGAGUUCUUGAAAAAUAACAACAUACCAUCGCAUGACCCUUACAUACCAAGAGUGAAUACGGUUUUCUACAAUUGUUCGUCGGCUGAAUGCGCCACAAUAACACUGUACUCUAUGACGCAAGUUACGUCACCAGAUCUCAGUCUAAAGGCAUGCUACCUUCAGGCUGACACCUACCAGUGCGAGAAUAUAAGAUUCGUCAUACCCGAUAACUCGCCAAAGAUCAUGAAAUGA